AUGGCAGAAUCUGGUUCCAAGCACGUUGGGUUUGCCGAGCCUCCUAAGGAGCUCGAGGAGCACCAUGAUGCAUUGCGCAAGAAAGAAGAGGAAAAACUCGAGUAUAAUCCGUUCCACAAGAUCCCCCCGGAAUUGCUGUAUCUCCACAAAAAACCGGCCGGUCCCAAACCGCUUCCUCAAGAACCGGUCAAACCGGUGCGAACUCAGAAGAGCAAUGAGAUCUUGGGAGAUCUUCGUAUGAUGGCCAUCAAGGACAUUUCUGUCCAAAACAAGCAAACAGAAGUCAACUUCAGCUAUCCGGAAAUCGAUUUGAAACUUGUGCCUCUGGCAAUUUUGGUCAAUGUCAAAUAUUCGUCACUCAAUGGUUUUGAUCUUUCCAAGGUGAACACCUAUGCUUGGAAUUUCAGUGAUACCAGAGUCGGUUUGGGCUACGAGUACGUGGGUGUGGUGAGCCGGGUGGGGAGUCUGGUUCAAGAUUUUUCCCCAGGAGACAAAGUUUUUGGUUGCACAUGUCCUACUGCUCGGCAUGGUGCGCUAUCUUCGAGUGUGAUUUUGAUGCCGGGAAGAGACAUUAUUCUUCCUGUUGAUGAGGAAUUGGAGCAGAAGUUGCAGACGGUGGAUGCGGAGCUUGUUUUGGACUUGGAUCCCAAAUUUGCUGUGAAAGACGAAGAAGAAGACGACUCUGAAGAAAAUGAAGAAUCACCCCAAAUUUCCAAUUGGCCAGCUUUGUCGAAAUUGUGUGCUUUUCCCGUCCAGUACUGUAGGAGCAAGCAGGCGCUUCAACACUUGAAACCGCUGACCCGGUCCAAUAUCUUGAUAAAUGGAGCCGAUACUCUUCUUGGAGUGACACUUUUGCAGGUAUUGUGCUCGUCGCUCUACUCGGGAGAUAUCACUGUGAUCUUGGUUAUAAGAGAGUCCAGCUCUCAGUACAUGACGGAGCUCGUCAACAAGCUCACCAAGGACCCCACCAAGGCCAGGCGGUUCUACUUGAUACCUUUUGACAUGAAAAAUGACGACCUAGUUCUCGCCGGUGAGAAGACUCCGAUCAACUACAAGAAACCAGAGUUUUUCGCUACCGAAGUUUUGAACGCUCUUUUCGGCUCCGCAAACGCCAACCAAAUCACCAAGGCCAACGUCAACGAGUACAAAUUGGAUCUUGUGGUGGAUAUUAUUGGAAGCAAGCGGUUCUUGCAGAAACAAGGUAUACGGUACGAUCGCAUCCAGACACUAAAUAUUCCUUUUGUAUCCAAGUUGGGUGAACCGCUCACCGAUGUGUUGAACGCCGGGACCAAGGAACCGUUUUUGGUCAAGAUUAUGAAGCCAAAAGCUCACAAUUCCAGCUUUGUUUCGUUCUGCAAUUACGCUCUCGAUCCUCCAUCUUACAGCAUCGACAAGCAGCUUCCCGGCACCCAGCUGCUGGGGUUGUGGUCGAUGAAAUGGCUGCAGAGCCUUGCCAACUCGCUUCUUAGCACGUUCAACUACUACGAAGAACAUGGCCUCGAAGUCAAGCGCCAAUGGCUUGAGGAAGGAUUGCAAUUGAUGGUUGAUGGAGAGGUGAAAUUUCGCGCCGAAUACAUGGAUUGGCGGCAAUUCCGCAAACAUAUCGCUUCGCUUCGCCGCGACGACGGCAUGUUUUUGUUUCAAGUUGAGGAUUUUUAG
Messenger RNA from Meyerozyma guilliermondii ATCC 6260, 1659 nucleotides. RefSeq lists its product as uncharacterized. The record is from RefSeq and is a predicted model, not a curated record. The transcript has a single exon. The coding region runs from base 1 to 1659 and encodes 552 amino acids. NCBI's taxonomy places the organism in Eukaryota, Fungi, Ascomycota, Pichiomycetes, Serinales, Debaryomycetaceae.